Molecule: messenger RNA, 4078 nt
Organism: Impatiens glandulifera
Lineage: Eukaryota; Viridiplantae; Streptophyta; Magnoliopsida; Ericales; Balsaminaceae
Product: protein CHROMATIN REMODELING 8
Exons: 8
Coding region: 246-3812 (1188 amino acids)
Biological process (GO): transcription-coupled nucleotide-excision repair
Cellular component (GO): nucleus
Molecular function (GO): ATP binding; ATP-dependent chromatin remodeler activity
Source: RefSeq, a predicted model, not a curated record
ACCGGAGGCGGGCGUUAGCGAGCGAGCGUCAUCGGGAAGUAUUGGGUUCCCUUCUCCCCUUGAGGACGACUACCGCCAUAGACAGUCCUCUCUCUGGAGGAAGAAUCAGAAGAUAGUGGAAUAUUUAGAUAGAAAAGACUCAGUCUUUCGCUCUACCCAACGAAUUUAGGGUUCUUCAACAAGGAUUGAUCGAUCAAUUGAACUUCCACGAGGUGCCUCCUCCAGUUGUAUGAUAUUCUAUCCAAAUGGAACAGGAAGAGGAAGAUGGAGCAAUGCUAAGCCGGUUAGGUGUCUCUUCUGUGAAUCCUGAAGACUUUGAGCGAGACAUACUGGCAAGUGCUUUUACCAAUGGAGGCAAUGAAGCUAAUGGUAAUGCAGAGGAGGAACAUAUUGCUGAUUCAAGCAAUAAAGAACUGUCUUCUGGUCUUGCUGAAAUUUACAAGAAAUUGAGGGCUGUAGAAGUCGAGUUAGAUGCUGUUGCAUCUAGUGUUGAUCCAACAAAAAAGUUUGCUAGAAGUACAGAUGGGGAAGAUGGUGGAAGUGAUGGAGAUCAGAGAGAUAAAGAAGAUGAAUCUCGCAGUGAUUUGACCCUACAACAGGCUUUAGCUGUUCAGAGACUGGGAAGCUUAAAGCAAACAAAGGCUAAACUCAAGAAAGAACUCUUAAAUUUUAGCAAAGGACAUUCUUCUAGAUGGGAUACGAACGAUAAACUGAUAAAGGAUAUUGUUAAAGAGCAGAAGCCAAAACGAAGUUUGAGAGAAGUUCCGGAAUCAAGCAAGCCUUCUAAGAGGAUCCGUAAAACGGUUCAAUUUGAUGAUGAUGACGACUUCGAUGCUGUGUUGAAUGCAGCAUCAGUAGGAUUUGUUGAGACUGAAAAGGAUGAAUUAGUUCGGAAAGGGAUCUUAACACCAUUUCAUAAGCUCAAAGGUUUUGAAAGGUCUGUUCAAGGAGCAGGAUCAUCAAGCCAGCAGAAUUCACUUGCGCAAAGUGUUGCCAGAGUUGUUCAGUCAAUGUCUGAGGCUGCAAAAGCUCGUCCAACAACAAAACUGCUUGAUUUUAAUUCCCUGCCAAAACUUGAGGCUCCCACACAUCCAUUUCAAAGAUUGAGAACGCCAUUGAAGUUAUCUCAAUACCUAGAGAGCGAUGGAGCAGAGAAUGCUGAUUUGAGGAGAAUGAAGAAGAAAAAGAGGCCAUUACCACGCAAGAAAUGUACCAAGUUGAAUUCUUCUGAACAUAAACAUUCCCCAGAAAAAGAUGUAAAGAGUGAUAUAGAGUUAUCAAGUCACGAAGAAGAGCAAGAAGAUGGGAACGAUUUAGAUUCGGAAAAUCCCUUUGUGACACUUGAAGGUGGACUUAAUAUUCCUAAUACUAUCUAUGACAAACUUUUCGACUACCAAAAAGUUGGGGUGCAAUGGCUGUGGGAGCUUCAUUGUCAGAGGGCUGGUGGAGUCAUCGGAGAUGAAAUGGGUCUUGGUAAAACCAUCCAAGUUCUAUCUUUCCUCGGAGCAUUGCAUUUUAGUAACAAGUACAAACCAAGCAUUAUUAUCUGCCCAGUAACUCUCCUACGCCAAUGGAAGCGUGAAGCAGAGAAGUGGUAUCCAAGCUUUCAUGUAGAACUACUUCACGAUUCUGCUCAGGAACCAACUGUUAGAAAGAAGUCGUCUCAUCAAAGUGAUGAAUUCGAUAGUGAAGAUCUCGACAGUGAUGAAGAAAGACGUAGUACCUUUCCACGAAACAGCACCAAAAAAUGGGAUUCCUUGAUAAAUCGUGUAUUGAAGUCAGAAUCUGGGUUAUUGAUAACGACUUAUGAGCAAUUACGUAUUUUAGGAGAGAAAUUGCUUGACGUUGAGUGGGGCUAUGCGGUAUUGGAUGAAGGGCACAGGAUUCGAAAUCCAAAUGCGGAAGUUACUUUGAUUUGCAAACAACUACAAACUGUUCAUCGUAUAAUUAUGACUGGGGCACCUAUUCAGAACAAACUUUCUGAACUAUGGUCUCUUUUUGACUUUGUCUUCCCUGGAAAGUUGGGUGUCUUGCCUGUGUUCGAGGCUGAAUUUGCAGUCCCAAUAUCUGUUGGUGGCUAUGCCAAUGCUUCGCCUUUACAAGUAUCCACAGCAUAUAGGUGUGCAGUUGUUCUUCGUGACUUGAUCAUGCCUUACCUACUACGUCGAGUUAAGGCCGAUUUGAAUGCCCCACUUCCCAAGAAGUCUGAACAUGUUCUCUUCUGCAGUCUUACUACAGAACAACGGUCCAUGUACCGUGCGUUUCUUGCUAGCUCCGAAGUUGAGCAGAUCUUUGAUGGAAACAGAAACUCUCUUUACGGAAUUGAUGUAAUGCGAAAAAUUUGCAACCAUCCUGAUUUACUCGAGAGAGAGCAUAGUAGCCAAAAUCCAGACUAUGGCAAUCUUGAACGGAGUGGAAAGAUGUUAGUAGUUGCGCAAGUUCUUAAGAUGUGGAAAGAGCAGGGUCACCGAGUUCUACUUUUUUCUCAAACUCAACAGAUGCUCAAUAUUCUUGAGAAUUUUAUGAUAUCUAAUAAUUAUACCUACAGGAGGAUGGAUGGUCUCACUCCUGUAAAACAGAGAAUGGACUUGAUAGAUGAAUUUAAUAAUUCAAAUGAUGUUUUCAUCUUCAUUUUGACAACAAAAGUUGGUGGUUUAGGAACAAAUUUAACAGGUGCCAAUAGGGUGGUCAUCUUUGAUCCUGACUGGAACCCUUCAACUGAUAUGCAGGCCCGGGAGCGUGCUUGGCGUAUUGGUCAAACCAGGGAUGUAGUCGUCUAUAGAUUGAUAACCCGUGGAACGAUAGAAGAGAAAGUAUACCAAAGGCAGAUAUACAAACACUUCUUAACGAAUAAAAUCUUGAAGAACCCACAGCAGAAAAGGUUCUUCAAAGCUCGAGAUAUGAAGGAUUUAUUCACUUUGAAUGACGAUGAUCAAGGUGCUGGAUCAACCGAGACAUCCAACAUUUUUAGUCAGUUGCCUGGAGAUGUAAGUAUUGUCCAGGGAAAUAAAAAUAACCAGGAGCAGGAAGAGAAGGAGAAAUUGCUUGAAUCAUCUUUAGAUGAAAGUAAAGAUUCUGAUAUACAUGAAGGAAGAAGACCAGCAAAAAUGAAAGGUAAAGAAAAAACUGAUGAUAAUAACAACCAUGGUGGGGAAGACGAAGAUACCAACAUCCUGCGUUCUCUCUUUGGUGCCAAUGGGAUUCAUAGUGCUGUGAAUCACGACAUGAUUGUAAACGCAAACGACGAAGAGAAGAUGAGAGUGGAGGAACAAGCUUCCCAAGUAGCUCAAAGAGCAGCAGAAGCAUUACGCGAGUCACGAAUGCUUCGUAGUCGAGUCAGCAUAUCCGUCCCCACUUGGACAGGAAAGUCAGGUGCAGCCGGAGCCCCCUCUUCCAUCCAACAACGGAAGUUUGGUUCAUCAGUCAAUUCCCACUUGGUCAAGAACAAACCGGAGGAGGGUUCAUCAACUAAUGGUGUCUCAGCUGGGGCAUUAGCCGGAAAAGCUUUGACUUCUACUGAAUUGCUUUCAAGAAUCCGUAAAAACCAAGAAAAAGCAAUCAGCGAUGGUGUUUCAGCUUCCAGUUCAUCAUCCAGAUCGAUGCAGCCGGAGGUGUUAAUUCGUCAGAUAUGCACGUUUUUACAAAGGAGCGGGGGAAGAGCUAAAUCAUCCGUUAUUGUUGAGCAUUUCAAAGAUAGAGUGCCUCCUGCAGAUCUGACUCUUUUCAAGAAUCUUUUGAAGGAAAUUGCCAUCCUUGAGAAGGAACCAGGUGGAUCUUCAUGGGUUCUUAAGCCUGAUUAUCAUCAACAAUAAUAAUCUUCUAUUCAUUCCCCCUAAAGGUAACGUUUAUACAAUUUUUUGAUCUUCCAGAAUGAAAGAUUAACAUUGGUUUAUAAAUUUUGAGAUUUUGUUGAUCCUCUGUCUUCGUCUUCGCUCGAGGUGGAUUUCGUGUAUAGUAGUAGUAUACUUUCACCUUAUGUAGAACCAUUAUAGUUGUGGUUAACUUAACUGCAAGGAAUCUGAAAUUUUGCAUUUAUUUCCAUCCAAAUAUUGACUAAUUAUAUUGCAUUAGGAAAUUU